Urocitellus parryii (Arctic ground squirrel) is the source of this 3277-nucleotide messenger RNA. It is a transcript of the gene Exoc8, whose product is annotated as exocyst complex component 8. Gene Ontology annotation, biological process: intracellular protein localization; exocytosis; Golgi to plasma membrane transport. Gene Ontology annotation, cellular component: exocyst. Lineage: Eukaryota; Metazoa; Chordata; Mammalia; Rodentia; Sciuridae. The record is from RefSeq and is a predicted model, not a curated record.
CUCGGGCCCGCCCGCUCUCUUGGCUGCAAGGCUUGGCCGCGGUCGGGUGGGGCCCGGUGGCGGCGGCGGCCAGUGGUGGAGACUGCGGGCUGCCGACGCGGGAGAGCAGCGACCAUGUCGGACAGCGGGGCCAGCCGCCUGCGGCGGCAGCUGGAGUCGGGGGGCUUCGAGGCGCGGCUGUACGUGAAGCAGCUGUCGCAGCAGUCGGACGGCGACCGCGACCUGCAGGAGCACAGGCAGCGGGUCCAGGCGCUGGCGGAGGAGACGGCGCAGAACCUGAAGCGCAACGUCUAUCAGAACUACCGGCAGUUCAUCGAGACSGCGCGCGAGAUCUCCUAUCUGGAGAGCGAGAUGUAUCAGCUCAGCCACCUGCUGACGGAGCAAAAGAGCAGCCUGGAGAGCAUCCCUCUCGCGCUGCUGCCCGCCGCCGCCGCGGGCACCGCCGCCGCGGCCGAGGACACGGCGGGCGCGGGGGCCCGGGACCGCCGGCGCGGCCCGGCCGGCUUCCUGCCGGGGCCCGCGGGCGCCUCACGCGAGGGCGCGGGCGAGGAGGGCAAGCAGCGCACGCUCACUACGCUGCUGGAGAAGGUGGAGGGCUGCAGGCACCUGCUGGAGGCGGGGCAGUACCUGGUGUACAACGGGGACCUGGUGGAGUACGAGGCGGACCACAUGGCACAGCUGCAGCGCGUGCACGGCUUCCUUAUGAACGACUGUCUGCUCGUGGCCACCUGGCUGCCGCAGCGGCGCGGCAUGUACCGCUACAACGCGCUGUAUCCGCUGGACGGUCUGGCUGUGGUCAACGUGAAGGACAACCCGCCCAUGAAGGACAUGUUCAAGCUACUUAUGUUCCCCGAGAGCCGCAUAUUUCAGGCGGAAAACGCCAAGAUCAAGCGCGAAUGGCUGGAAGUGUUGGAGGAGACCAAAAGGGCCCUAGGUGAGAAGAGACGGCGGGAACAGGAGGCCGCCGCUGCCCCUCGAGGGCCACCGCAGGCAACCCCCAAGGCUGGCAACCCGUUCGAGGAGGACGAUGAGGAAGAACCAGCGCUUCCUGAGGUGGAGGAGGAGAAGGUGGACCUCUCAAUGGAGUGGAUCCAGGAGUUGCCGGAAGACCUGGAUGUCUGUAUUGCCCAGAGGGACUUCGAGGGCGCAGUGGACCUGCUGGACAAAUUGAACCACUAUCUGGAAGAUAAGCCCAGCCCACCUCCUGUGAAAGAACUCAGGGCCAAGGUGGACGAACGGGUUCGACAGUUAACUGAGGUGCUGGUAUUUGAGCUUUCCCCAGAUCGGUCACUGAGAGGUGGUCCCAAGGCCACUCGCAGGGCAGUUUCUCAGCUGAUCCGCCUUGGCCAGUGCACCAAAGCCUGUGAGCUGUUUCUGAGGAACAGGGCAGCAGCGGUGCACACUGCCAUACGCCAGCUUCGCAUUGAAGGAGCCACUCUGCUCUACAUUCACAAGCUGUGCCAUGUCUUCUUUACCAGCCUUCUUGAGACAGCGAAGGAGUUCGAGACAGACUUUGCAGGCACUGAUAGUGGCUGCUACUCUGCCUUUGUGGUCUGGGCAAGGUCAGCCAUGGGCAUGUUCGUGGAUGCUUUCAGCAAGCAGGUGUUUGACAGCAAGGAGAGCCUCUCCACAGCUGCAGAGUGUGUGAAGGUGGCCAAGGAGCACUGCCAGCAGCUCGGGGACAUCGGACUGGACCUCACCUUCAUCAUCCAUGCCCUGCUGGUGAGAGACAUCCAGGGGGCCUUACACAGCUACAAGGAGAUCAUCAUCGAAGCCACCAAGCACCGAAACUCUGAGGAGAUGUGGAGGAGGAUGAACCUGAUGACCCCUGAGGCUCUGGGGAAGCUCAAGGAGGAGAUGAGAAGCUGUGGGGUCAGUAAUUUCGAGCAGUACACCGGCGACGACUGCUGGGUGAACCUGAGCUACACAGUGGUGGCCUUCACCAAGCAGACCAUGGGGUUCCUAGAGGAGGCGCUGAAGCUGUACUUCCCAGAACUGCACAUGGUCCUCCUGGAGAGCCUGGUGGAAGUCAUCCUGGUUGCCGUGCAGCAUGUGGAUUACAGUCUGCGGUGUGAGCAGGAUCCAGAGAAGAAGGCAUUUAUCAGACAGAAUGCGUCCUUUCUGUACGAAACAGUCCUCCCUGUGGUGGAGAAGAGGUUUGAAGAAGGUGUGGGGAAACCUGCUAAGCAGCUCCAAGACCUGAGGAGCACAUCCAGACUCAUCCGGGUGAACCCCGAGAGCACAACUUCCGUGGUCUGAGGAUUCUGUUUUGUGAUACUUAAAUGUGGCUUGUGUGUCAUUUAUAUUUAUGUUAAGUUACAUUAUCGUAUUCCUUAUGGUCUCAGUGUAAAAAUGAAGGUACCUCUUAGGCUAAAUCAAAAGAAGAAAGAACAUAUGCUAAUUGAAGCACAAAUGAGAAAAAGACUAGAAAAACAUAUACCAUGCUUUCCUUUUAAAUUAUGGUAAUUCCUUAAUGAAUGUAUUCAUUAGCUAACAGCUUUCGAUCCCCUGGAUCAGCUGAUGAAUGUAUGGUUGCUGUAGUACUUCAGCUUGUCUUUUGAAUUAAAACACUCUGUACAUUAUGCAGCAUGGAGAAACAAGAUCUGUAAAGACAGAGUUCAAGGAUGUUGGGAAGUAUUCCAGUUCACCAGAAUAUUAGGUUUUUUAAAGGGUACAGUGCCAUAUAAAACACCCUGCCUCAUGCACUUCUCCUUUUUAAACUGUAAUGAACAAUUUUGGGGAAAGAAAGGAGUCGGGAAGUUAGUUUUAGAGAAAAUUUUAGUCACAAGACUUCUUUCUUGGAACUAGCUCAUGUGUGGGUGUCAGACACUUCCAUCCUUACAGGGUACCAGAAGCAGAUUCAUAAAAAACAUUUGGACACUCCCAAGUUUGUAAUUUGAAAGCUGAUUAAUUUGAGUUGCUGACUAGCAGCUUUAUAAUAUUUUGUUGGGGAGCAUUUACUUGGAAAUCUAAAAGACCAUGUUAAAAAAUUUUUUUCAACACAUUUUGGAUUGUGUGAAAUUCCAGCUGAAGCUUUUUUGUCUUUUGUCAUAUUAAAUAAAGUACUAAUAACAACAAAACACACACUGAGGAACCUGGCAGCAUUCAGUGACUUGAGACUUCCCACUCCUUCAGUGUAGCUUACAGAGUGGCUCCGUGUUCAGGCAAAUGGAAAAGUUUCCACCAAGAUAUUUAUUUAGCAAGGUAAGGUGGUGCAUACCUGUAAUUUCAGUGUUUUGGGAGACUGAGGCAGGAGGAUUCCAAGCCUGGGUAAUUU